AUGUCACUCCCGGCUCACCCUCCCGCUCGUUCGCCCCUUGACCGCCAUCGCCAGUUGGCUCCAUCCGCUUCAGUGCGCAUUUCUCCACUUUGCCUCGGUGCUAUGAACUUUGGUGACGCGUGGAAGGAAAGACUUGGAGAGUGCCCAAAGGAGACCGUAUUUGAGAUUCUCGAUUAUUUCGUUAGCCAAGGUGGCAACUUUAUCGACACCGCCAACAACUAUCAGAACGAGGAAUCCGAAGAAUUGAUUGGAGAAUGGAUGGCUCAGAGGAAAAACCGUGACGAACUCGUCCUCGCUACCAAGUUCUCUAGCAGCUACAAAAACCAUGAGAGCGGCAAACUUCAAUCGAACUAUGGCGGCAACGGCGCCAAGUCCAUGCGUGUGUCCUUAGACCUCUCUUUGCAGAAGUUGCAGACGACCUACGUCGACAUUUUCUAUCUCCAUUGGUGGGACUACAGUGUUUCAAUUCCGGAAUUGAUGCACAGCCUCAAUGAUUUGGUCGUUGCCGGCAAGGUCAUAUAUCUCGGAAUUUCUGACAGCCCCGCCUGGGUGGUGGCUAAGGCCAAUCAAUACGCCCGCGAUCACGGUCUCCGGCAGUUCUCCGUGUAUCAAGGUCUUUGGAACGCUUCUAUCCGGGACUUCGAGCGAGAGAUUCUUCCAAUGUGCCGCGAUGAAAACAUGGGCGUGAUUCCCUGGGGAACCCUGGGCCAGGGCCGAUUCCACACGGAGGCAGGGUAUAAGGAGCGGGAGCAGCAGAAUCCCGGACGCAAGGGACGGGCUCCCUCAGAUGAUGAAAAACGUGUUUCAAAGGCCUUGGAAACAAUUGCACAGUCCAAGAAGACCGACCUUACCAGUGUCGCCCUUGCUUACGUCCGCCACAAAGCUCCUUAUGUCUUCCCAAUUGUUGGUGGAAGGAAGGUUGAGCAUCUCCGAGGAAACAUUGCGGCAUUGGAAUUGUCCCUGACCGUUGAGGAGGUGGCACAGAUCGAGGCUGCUUAUAGAUUUGAUCAUGGAUUCCCUCAUACGUUCCUCAGCGGCAGUCUUUUCGACGGUGGCACUUCGCGUGCUCCCGAUGGCCCUGGGGAUGUUUGGUUGACGAAACUGAUGGGCAAUUUCGAUUGGGUGCAGCCAGCUUCGCCAAUUCAGUAG
Penicillium nucicola is the source of this 1149-nucleotide messenger RNA. Its product is annotated as aldo/keto reductase. The record is from RefSeq and is a predicted model, not a curated record. The coding region runs from base 1 to 1149 and encodes 382 amino acids. The transcript has a single exon. Lineage: Eukaryota; Fungi; Ascomycota; Eurotiomycetes; Eurotiales; Aspergillaceae.